Anopheles nili is the source of this 2370-nucleotide messenger RNA. Its product is annotated as neprilysin-3. Gene Ontology annotation, molecular function: metalloendopeptidase activity. The transcript is spliced from 10 exons. Gene Ontology annotation, cellular component: plasma membrane. The record is from RefSeq and is a predicted model, not a curated record. Bases 1 to 2370 code for a protein of 789 amino acids. Lineage: Eukaryota; Metazoa; Arthropoda; Insecta; Diptera; Culicidae. Gene Ontology annotation, biological process: protein processing.
AUGACCGGCGAACCAAUGACUGCCCGUGGAGCUGCCACCGGCCGUGCGCCUCAUCUGCAGGCCCCCCACGCGAACCACCCACUACAGGCGCUCCGGACGGAUGAUAUCGAGGUGCAGGUGCUUGAGCAGGGCAUCGAGCUGUGCAGUAGCAGCGAGCGAAAGUCACACGCAGCCGGUGGUUCGUCCUCGGCCGGUUCGAAACCACCCUCUGGGGCAGGUCGUGGUCGUCCCAGCGUACAAUCCUCCACCACAGGCACCACCUCGCUGGGCACCACCACCACCACCGGCAGUUCGAGUGCGCCACCCGGAACCGGAACUGGCAGCGGAACUGCAACCGUGCCCGGUGCAUCUCGAAUGGCGUCUCUCAAAAACCCAGUCGGAUGGGUUUGCUGUGCACCCUGCAUCUGGCUGCGCAGCUCACCAGCCGUCCACAAGAUGUCGAUCACGACGGCAACCCUGCUCGUGACGUCACUACUCGUCGCCUCACCGAUACUGUUCCUGAUCUCGGCCGCACCGUCCCAGCUACCACGGGAUUGCUUCGCGACGGAUGAGGACGAUUGUCAUCCGACGCCGGCACCACCGCCUGUGUGUGCAGAUCCGAUUUGUAGGGCCGCGGCCAUUAGCAUCGCCUCGCGCAUGAACUGGGACGUGGAACCGUGCCGGGAGUUUAAGAACUACAGCUGUUCGACGAUGGAGAGCAGCUUAAGGGCGGUCAAAAGCGCCCAGGAGCUGGCCGACACACAGAUGCAGCAGCUACUGUCUCUCAAUACGACGAGCGGUAUCUUCCGGAAGUUGGGUCGGUUGUAUGGAAGUUGCCUGCGGCAGGAACUCAACGACAGCAGCAUCCGGCGGCGACUGGAACAGCUCGGAGGCUACCUGCACAUCGGUUCGGUGGGACCACAAAGCAUAUCGCCGUUGGUGGCAAAGAUCCAGGCGAUCGGACCGCUGCCUCUGAUCGGUAUUUACUAUGAUCUCAGCUAUGGCCGUAAACCCCACACGCUGCUGAUCAUCGAUGGACCAAAUACGCCACCGAACAUACUCGAGAAUCCCGUUCGAUGGAAUGGACCGAAGGCGCCACCCUACGACGUGGACGAGGUGCCGGAGUUGUUGGGAGAGUUGGCCAACAGCUUUUUGCCGCUGGGUUUGAGCAACGACCAGCGCCAGUCCGAGCGGAAUCUCAUCGUGAGCUUUAUACGCGAGUUGAAUCAGAUCCGCCGGAACUACGUGCAGAAGGACUUCACCAGCAGCUACGUGCUCAACAACGUGACGGCCCUCGCGAACGCGCAUCCUUUCCUCGCCUGGGCCGACCUAGUGCCACGCAACUGGACUGGUCCGAUCGUAAUCCGCAGUCCGGAAUACCUGCGGCAGCUACGCAAACUGCUGCUCCUGUACCAAAACCGCGUCAUUCACAACGCGCUGCUGAUGCUGUUCGCACUUAACACGCUGCCCCCGGGUAGACCUUCGCCGUUGGUUUGCACACGGGCCACCAAUUGGGCCCUACCCGAGGUCACAUCGGCCCUAUUCGUCGCCCAGUACAGUGAGGAGGUCAUCCGGCACGCGAUCCAGCGGACAGAGGAGAUGUUCGAAAACAUGAAGCAACAUCUGAAGCGGGCCCCGUCGCUUCGAGGUGCCGCCCUGGUACGGUUGUCCCAGCUGAAGGUGCAGGCCAAGGUGUGGCCAACGUUGUUCAACCGCACGGAAAUCGCGUCCGUCCUCGACGAGAUCGAGAUCAGCUCGGACAAUUGGUUCGAAAAUGUGCUGAAAAUCUACGAAAUCAACAACAAUCGUACGCGGGCGGUCAAUUUCACCGUGGACUCCUCGCAAACGGCGUACGCGUACCCGCAAAUCUCGAAAGUGUUCUACGACACGCUGUCGCACUCGAUCGUCGUCCCAUUGUCGGUGAUCCUGGUGCCGUACUUCAACCCAGUGCUUCCACCGUACCUACACUACGCCUCCCUCGGUACGACGCUCGCCAAGGAGAUCCUGCGCUCGAUCACGAAGGCGUUCGAGGCGAAGAUCAUGCAGUGUGUCCCGAGUGCGGUCAGUGUUUUCUCAAACGCUAGCCGUAUGGAGCUGUUGAUCCACUCGGGCGGGUUGCAGAUCGCGUACCACACGCUUCUCUCGCUGUCCGGACCGAUCAAGGGCAUGAACCGGUUGCUUGGGCUGAGCCUGACACCACCGCAGAUUUUCUUCCUGAUAUCCGCCCAACAGCUGUGCGCGGAGUCCGACUACAGCGGGAUCGACGUCAAUUCUAGCGAUUUCGAUGAAAUACUCGCCUGGCUCAUCUCGCAGGGUGGCAGCGCAUCCGAUGUCUUUCAGUGUCACUCGACCACUAAGCUAAGCUACCAGAAGAACUGCGACAUAUGGUAG